Molecule: messenger RNA, 3856 nt
Organism: Episyrphus balteatus (marmalade hoverfly)
Lineage: Eukaryota; Metazoa; Arthropoda; Insecta; Diptera; Syrphidae
Product: dynactin subunit 1-like
Exons: 1
Coding region: 201-3683 (1160 amino acids)
Biological process (GO): nuclear migration; establishment of mitotic spindle orientation
Cellular component (GO): kinetochore; axon; spindle pole
Source: RefSeq, a predicted model, not a curated record
UUAAAAAUAUUCGCGCUGUAGUUAGAAAUAUAACUAAUAUAAAAUUCUAAAGGCAAUAAAUAAUUAUGAUGGGACAUCACUGAAAGUUUACUUUUUUUUAGUUUUGUUUGCAAUUUACACGAAGCGAUUUAUCCACAAAUCCAUCAAAAAAAAAUUAAAAGUGCAUUCAAAGCUACUAAACACGAAAAAAAAGAUAAAACAUGUCCUCAUCCGUAUCCACCGAUAGAACACUCAAAGUGGGCCAAACAGUUCAGAUUCUUGGAAGGAAUACCAAAGGACGAGUUGCUUAUGUUGGGGUAACAAAUUUUGCUGCAGGAAAAUGGGUGGGCGUUAUACUCGAUGAACCGAAAGGAAAAAACAAUGGCACUAUAAAAGGUUAUAGUUAUUUCAAGUGUGCCGAUAAUCAUGGUGUUUUUGUACGUCCAAGUCAAUUGAUUCCAACUGUGGAUGUUGUUCCUCAUAAUAAUACUCCUGCUCCGGCUCCAGCUCAUGCCCCUGCUCCUCAUUCAACAAGAAGUAGUGACUAUGGACAUGUUCCAAUAGCGCCAAAAACAACCAAAUUAAAUCGUACUAAAAGUUUUCUUUCUUCUAGCAGUCAAAGUUUAUUGAGUUCACCAACGCACUCCGAGCAUCUUCGUAGUAAAACCACAGUUUCACCAUCCGAGUCUUUUGGUUUUGUGGAGACUGGUUUUUUGGAGAUUUUACGACCGCAAUUUACCCCAGGGCAACCAAUGAGAUCGCCAUCGUUUAGCAUGAUAAACAAUGAAGAGCAAAAAAUUGUUGAUGAUUUGAAAGUUGAGGUUAGAGAUCUGUCACAAGAACUUGAGCUUAUCAAACGUCAGAGACAAGAUGAAAAGCGUAAACUUCAAGAAUGUGACAAGCUUAAAAUUCAAUGUGAACAAUUGUUAGAAUUUAAGAUAAAAAUCAUGGAAUCUCAUGCGAAUUUGCAACGUGAGUUACAGAGAGUUCGUCAAGAAGCUAGAGAAACUCAAGAAGCUAAAAGUCGAUGUUUACAAGAAUUCAAUGAACUGUCAGAAAAUGUAGAACUUUUGACACUUGACAAAGAAAUGGCUGAAGAAAAAGCUGAUACUUUGCAAAUGGAAUUGGAUAUUGCAUUGGAACGUAUCGAAGAGCUUGUUUUAGAUGUUGAGAUUUUGAAAAAUGAAAAUAGUGACAGUCAUUUGUCAUCGACUGAGAUUGCAAUUCCAUCUAGCGGUGAGUUAAAGAAACUUCAACAACACAAUCAUCGUUUAAAAGAGACUGUAAUUCGGUUGAGAGAUGUCAUUGCUCAGGAUAAACAAGAACUACAAAAGGUCAAUAAAGAAUUGGAGACUAAAGCUUCCGAAAUUACUGAGCUUCAGAAGACUAAAGUCAAGUUAUCGAUGCGUAUUGAUGCAAUGGAAUUCCAGAUUAUGGAUUUACAUGAGCAGGUUGACGCAGCAUUGGGAGCUGAAUCUAUGGUUGAGUCUUUGACGGAGAGUAAACUUGAGUUAGAAGAACGUGUAAAAUUGAUGGAAGAAGAGGUUGCUGAAUUAGAAGCUCUAGAAGAAAUUCAUGAGCAAAUUAUCGAAAGUAAUCAUGAUUUGGAGAUGGAUUUACGGGAAGAAAUCGAUAUGCUUGGGGCAACCAACAAAGCACUUCUUCGUGAUAAAGAUGCCGCUUUGGAGACUAUCUACGACCGGGACAUCACAAUUAUAAAAUUCCGUGAGCUGGUGAAAAUCUUAAAUGAACAACUGACAGCUAGGGAAAAAGAUCUCGAAGCAGCUGCAGAUGAUUUUGUUGUAAUUCCGCUAGAAAAUGAACCGAAAAUUGAUUUCACUAAGCUUUUCACCGAAUCGAAAGCUUAUAGCCGUGCAAUAGAUGUUCAGCUUAGCCAAAUGCAGCUUCAAGAAACUAGAGAUCUUAGUGAUUUGCUUUUAAGUUUUAUGCCAGAUGAUUUCAAAGUUCGUGGUGGAGACUACGAUGCAAUACAAGUUCAGCUGCUGCUGAAUCGUUUUAUAUUCAAAUCGGACAUAAUUCAGAAUGAAAUUCGUGAGAAAUUCCCAUCGACUGUAGACUUUGAUAAAGAUUCGAUAUUUGAAGGGUUUUCAAUUCAUCGAUUUGCUUUUCGUUCGAGAUGUCUCUAUCAUGUUAGUAGUCUUCAGAUGAUUUUACAUCAAAUGAUUUAUGGAUUAAAUAAUUGUGAACAUGAAACUUUAAUGAGAGCUGCGAUUUAUAAAGCAGAAAUGUUGAAUAAUGAAAAAUAUAUCGAUGGUAUCAUUGAACUUCUCAAAUCAGGACAACUCGAUGAGAAUUCUUCAACCGAAGACAUUGAGAGAUGUUCGAAUUUCUUUAGUGUCAUGUAUUCGACUAUAAUUCAUUUGGAUUCGAAUGAUUUAAUCAAUGAACAUCAACUCUACACUGAUAUUGUGGAGACUUUUGAAAGAGGUUGCGAUUCGAUUAUGACAAGUGCUGGAAUUAUUCAAACUUUGAUACAAAUUGGUCAAGAAACUACAGAUUCGUAUUGUUUGUUGCAAUUUUUGAUGGAAAAUUUAGCUAAAUUCAAGGCUAAUUUGAGAGCAUUACGAAGAAAGUUACCACGAGAGCAUAAAUAUGAAUUUUAUGCAAUAUCCAGGGACCAAUUUAAUGGAAUGCGAGUUGUAAAUGAGACUUUUGGAAAGUUAUUGCAGAUUUUACACUGCACCUCGAAGCAGGCAAUUCAUGAGAUUUCAUCGAUGAAGUGUGAAGAUUCGUCGGAGGUUUCGAUUCCACAUGAUGUGUUGUGGAAGAUGUUGUAUUCGAAUUGUUCGAGGAUUUAUCAGGAGACGGAUAAAAGUCCAGUUACGAAUUUUCAAUUUGUUAUCGAUGUUAUUAACGAAGAAAUGAGUCAUAUUUUACAGAAUAUCCAAGAAGCUGAGAAGGCCAAUCUUAAUAAUGCUCAAACUAAGUGCAUUCGAUCGAAUCCAGUUUUAAUUCGGGCCAAUCAAGUGAAGCAACAACUUGAAGAGAUUAAAAAACUUACAGCGGCAUUAGAAUAUCGUGAAGCUGAAAUUAAACAAUUGAAAUUAACUUCGAAAAAGAAACUUAACGAACUUUCGGAAAUGCAAGUUCGAAAAGAUAUGGCUGAACGAAACUUGACGAAACUUCAACAUGAUUUUGAUGUGACAAUUGAAAAUCUAAAACAAUGUAUCGAUGAGACUCAAGAGCAUAUCGACAACCGUGAACGUCAAUGUGCCGAUUCGAUAAGUUUAUUGGAAGAAAAAAUAUCAAAAAUGGAAAGUGCGACUUUGGAAUUAAAAGAUCAUCUUAAAUCGAAAGCUUGCACUGCUACAUUAGAUGAUUUGAAUUCAAUGCAAGAAGUAUCUUUGCUAAAGACUGUCCUAAAAGAAGAACGUGACGAAAGAAUUCGAAUACAAGGGAAAGAAUUAAAAUUAGCCUUGAAGAAAUUAACACCGAUAAGUGUGCCACAACCGAGAGAUAAAGAAUUAGAACGCCUCGAAAAGGAUAUUAAAACGCUUAAAAAUGACUGGAUUUUAUCAUAUAUCAUAGAUAAUAGAAAAUUUAAAACAAAUAUUAAGACUAAAUCCGAAUUGAUGGCCCAAGAUAUAUUAGGUGAAUAUUUUAAACGUAAUCCACAUCGAGCGGCUGAAAGUGAUUUUUCUAUAUUUCCUAGUAUUGAAGUAACUAAUGCAUUUCGUGUUUAAACUAAAAGAAAAAAUUAACAAAAAAUAACUAAUACACAAAAUUAAUAAUAAUUGUAGACAUAUUGAAUUUUUGCGAUUACUUUUUACAGUUAAAUUUUACACACAAAAAUACCAAAGAAAAAUAAUACACAACAUGCGAAGAUUUUUGUUUUCGUAAAAUAAAAUUAAAAAAC